AUGGUAGUUCAUAUAUCUGAUUGUGGCACAUUAGCAACAUGUAAAUGUGGAAAAGUUAUUAGACUCAAGCGAGCAUAUGAUGAAUCUUAUAUUGAAAAUCAUAUUAAUAGUAGUGGUUGUAAUUUUCAAAAAGGAGUUGUUUCAAUUUUAAACUUUUUUUCAAUGGUACCAAAAGAGGAUAGACAACCUGUUAUAAA
Messenger RNA from Racocetra persica, 197 nucleotides. The record is from the annotation of a GenBank genome assembly. Lineage: Eukaryota; Fungi; Glomeromycota; Glomeromycetes; Diversisporales; Gigasporaceae.